Messenger RNA from Owenia fusiformis, 3653 nucleotides. The record is from the annotation of a GenBank genome assembly. Lineage: Eukaryota; Metazoa; Annelida; Polychaeta; Sabellida; Oweniidae.
UAUGGAGAUUAUGCCCAAUUCAUUCGAAGUUUCAAUGAACAUAGCUGUAUGAACAAUAAAGAAAAGAGGAGAGGAUUGGUAUGGCAUGAAAUAUCCACAUGGUGAAAAACUAUGAUUUGGCACUAUUCAGAGGAGGGUAGCAUCUGUAAAUCAAGUCUCAUGAGACUGAAAGAUGGAUAUGCUCACACUAGUAUUACGAAUAUAGAGAAGAGGACCUAUCAGAGGACUUGUUCAAUUUGCUAUGGCAUUUGCGGCCUCCUUGAGACUUUGGAAGAAAGAAAUGGUUCAUUAGAGAUUUCAAAUUCAAUUUAGUAUUCUUCCGAAUUCUGAAUAGUCUCAAUGGACUCAUAAAUAACUAAAAAUAUAUUAACCUAUGCAGCAGUUAUCAGGAAAAACAAUAGAACAGACAAACCUUGGUUUUAAAUGCAGUCUGCGUCGACAAAGCUUUGGAAUACUAAAAACACACCAAAACUAAAAUUAGAUACAACUGGGACUCAGAUAAUUGUUAAAUAGUGACAUAAAAAUAUUAAAAUUGGAUCGAAUAAUGGUAGUCAUACUUUACAGUUUGGAAGAUGUAAUUUAAAUUCAUCAUAUCCUUAACUUCUCUAGUAGAGCAAUUCUUGCAGAUCUUGCAAUGCAUAUGCUUCACCCCUUUGGAAGUGGUCCCAGUGGUCGAGGCGGAGACAUGUUUGGACGAGGAAGACGAGGUAUGGGAAAUUUUAUGUCCUAUUUCAAGUCAGGAAUAGGCAACUUUUCCCGCAAUCGACAACAUCAUCAUCAUGACUACCAUCACAAUAGGUCAUCAGCCGACUCACCAAAUCUAAAGAAACGUGAAAGCAUUUUACUGGAUGAACUAGAAAGCAUCGCUCCAUCAUAUGUUGAUCCGUUUGACAUUGAUUACCAUGACUGUGAAAGUUCAGGGUGUCAACGAGUUAUCAUAAACGUCAGUGGUCAAAGAUUCGAAACUCAGCUCCGAACAUUGGGAAGGUAUCCUCAAUCAUUAUUAGGUGAUCCUGAAAAGCGACACCACUUUUGGGAUUCUAGACGGCAUGAGUACUUUCUAGAUCACCAUCGACCCACUUUUCAAGCAAUCCUUUACUUUUAUCAAAGUGGGGGCUGGCUAAGAAAACCAUUCGAGGUGCCAGAAGACGUCUGGAUGGAUGAACUUGAGUUCUAUGAACUCCCAAAUGACGUAAUUGAGAAUUACAAACGGGGUGAAGGCUAUCAGGUCGAAGAGGAGGUGCUUCCAGAAAUUGGCUGGAAACGUAACAUAUUUUUGGUCUUUGAGGAUCCGAAUAGUUCAUUAAUGGCCAAGAUCGUAGGUACAAUAUCAGUGGUCAUUAUCGUUAUAUCCAUCAUUGCAUUCUGUGUAGAGACACUACCUCAAUUUAAAGAUGGAUUGUGCGUCAAUGUAACAAUCGAUGGAGAACUAAAAGGACUUCCAGAUUACACAAACCCGUUUUUUAUUGUUGAAACAAUAUGUGUGUUCUGGUUUACUAUAGAACUAAUAAUGCGUUUCAUUUCUUGCCCUUCGAAGAUAGAUUUUGCCAAAAACAUUCUGAACGCGUUCGACUUGAUAGCAAUUUUACCGUACUUCAUGACAAUCGCCACUUUAGUUACAAUGGAUAGUUGUGAUCAGGCUAGUGGAAACAAGUCAGUACUCUUCCUGCGAGUACUUCGAGUUUUCAGAGUUUUUAAACUCUCUAAACAUUCAGCUGGAUUACGCAUACUGGGCUUAACCAUCAAGGCAAGUCUUCGAGAGUUAGGAAUGUUUUUAUUCUUCCUCAUAGUCUCAAUGGUGUUGUUUUCUGCUGCAGUGUAUUAUGCUGAAUUCAUGAAUCCAGAUUCCCAGUUUCCCAGCAUUCCUCAUGGCUUCUGGUGGGCUGUUGUUACUAUGACAACGGUUGGAUAUGGUGACGUAGUUCCACUUGGAGUAUGGGGAAAACUGAUAGGUAGUGUCUGUGUCAUAUCAGGGGUAUUAGCUUUAUCACUUCCUGUUCCUGUUAUUGUUGCAAACUUCAGCACAUUUUACAGCCACACGAGAAAUAAGUAAAACCAGGAAAUUGAAGUGUCAAAGGAAUGUUUUAAACUCAAUUAUUUACAAUGCUAGCACUUCAAUGGAACACCUACAUAGCAAGCUUAGAGAUGGAAUAUACCCAUUCUAAAUUGUCUGUCCUUUCAGAUCACUCAACAGAGCCAUUGAAGUCGGGGUGAUAUGACAAGAAAUGAUCGAUUUAUUGUAGGCUACCUACCUACCUACCUAAAUAAUUAAUACAUAUUGGUAUGAUGACAAUGUUGUCAGUUAGCUUCUAUAAUGUGUAUUUAGAGUGGUGCCAUGUUGCACUCCCUAAAUAUCAACGGCUCAGAAACUUGUAGAAGUGUACUGAUUAACCAAAUGUUUUGCAUGGGUCUACUUUCUUUUUUAAUUAACUUUUUGUAGCUUAACAGGAUCAACGGGGCAUCCUUAUGUAAUUUAUCACUAUAAAGGGAGAGAAUUAAUGACUUUGGGCAAUUUCUGCAAUAAAACUAAAAAUUAAAUAUGUGAUAUGUUGAAGGGGGCUGAUAACCCAUGCGUGAAAGUACUACUCUUAUGGCAUUGACCCCGGGAUGAAUUAUUAUCAUGAGGACCCGUGAAUCGGUGGAUCGAAAAGGAAUUGCAUGACUUAACUUGAAUUACUAGUAUUUCAUAUUGGUUUUCUAUUACUAUUAUCAUCACUUUUAUCAGAUUAUGUGAUAUGACAAAUAUUCCUGUCAUGCACUUAUUUACCACUUUCAAUUAUAGCGUGGACGCGAAGAAAUGAUUUCCUCAAGCCCAUACAUGAUUAUAGAGAAUGUAUACAGGUUUAAUUAUAUAUAUGCUGAAAAUAAUAUAUAUGAUGAAAGGUAGUUGAUUCACUAUGUACUAUUUACAUGACAUCAGGUAGAAAAGCUGUAAAGUUACAGUUCUUAUCCACCAUUUUGACCAUUGCUCAUAUGUAGAGUUAAUUGUAGAGUCAGUUGCUUUGAAGCAUCAACUUCCAUAUUAUACAUUUAUAUAAUUAAAUUUAUAAACUGCAACUAUAUAGACUAUAUGAUUAUCCUUUUUGGAUUGCUUGAUGUGUUCAAUAGAACCUUUAUUUCAUUGCUUCAUUAGAUAUGACGUGUCUUCUUAAACCUCAAUAGACAAUAUAAGGGUUAAGAUUUAGCGCAGCCAAGUUAACUUAAUAAAGCUGUUACAUUUGGGCCUACUCUAACAUGGUAGAAGCUUUUUGGAAACUCAUUCUUGAAAAUUGAUUGACUAGUCAAUUUAUACUGAGCGUUGUAAUAUGCUCAAUGAUAACAUUACAUCUAACAUAGUUGUCAUGGAUGAUGUAUCAUUGUUAAUGAUGUUGGGAAUACCCCUAAAUAUGUAAGCAAUAGCGAGUGAUAGUGUUAUUCUUAGUGGGAAUGACAGUAAGAAUUCAAAUUUGCUUCAAAUUGAACAUGCUUUCUGUAAUUGAGAAUUUGCUAAAAUCAGUGGUUCAAAUUGAUUCCAUGUUGUCUUCGAGGUUCUAACAAAGUAACGCGGUAACGAUUCUUUUAACGCUAUUUCUGCCACUGCCGCAAGAAGAUGUAUCAUUUGACAUUUCAACUUUUAGUCAUCAAUUGUUACAUUUGAUGAAUGUAUAGUUCUU